AUGGGCAAAAGAAAGUCCGGAGACAAGGGAAGCGGUGGAAAGAGCAAGAAGUUCAAAGCUAGCGGCUUCAUCGACCCACAUACUACUGGUGUAUAUGCUACAUGCAACAGACACAAGGAACAAGCCUGUAGAAAAGAGUUGAUGAACUUGUUUGAAGAGAAGAUAGGCGAAUAUUUUGACUUAGAGAAUGGAGACAACUCGGAGGAUGAAGGGCAGCAAGACGAGGACAAAGAGCUUUCGAUAGAAGAACAGAUACAGAAGGAGUUGGAAGGAUUGAAGGAAGUCAAAGGUACCAAGAAAGAGCUUCUCAAGCCUAUCGAGUUAGACUGCGAAUGUCUUGUCUUUAUAAAAACCAGACGUCCUAUUGAUCCCGAAGUGUUGGUAGAACGCAUAUGUCAAGAGAGUUACGAAUCAAAGAUCAAGAAUACGAGAUACACCCAAAAACUUACACCGGUGACUUUUUCUGUGAGUCCUACGAAGGAAGAGUUGAAGAAACUAGCCCUGAGAGUGCUUGCUCCACAUUUCCAUAAGCCCGAGGGCCAGGAACCUAUCAAAUUUGCUAUUCAGGUGUCAAGACGUAACUUCAAUGCCAUGCCCAAGGAUGAGAUCAUAAAGUCAAUUGCAGAAAGUGUAGGUAGAGAUCAUGGCCACUCUGUAGACUUGAAGAACUACGAUAAGAUUAUCUUGGUAGAAUGCUACAAGACUUCCAUUGGUAUGAGUGUAGCCAACAACUACUUGAAGUACGAUAAGUUCAACUUGCAGCAGAUCUUUGAAAAAGGUGUAAAUAAGGAC
Molecule: messenger RNA, 792 nt
Organism: Scheffersomyces stipitis CBS 6054
Lineage: Eukaryota; Fungi; Ascomycota; Pichiomycetes; Serinales; Debaryomycetaceae
Product: putative tRNA acetyltransferase
Exons: 1
Biological process (GO): tRNA modification
Molecular function (GO): RNA binding
Source: RefSeq, a predicted model, not a curated record